This is a messenger RNA of Debaryomyces tyrocola, 1026 nucleotides long. The record is from the annotation of a GenBank genome assembly. Lineage: Eukaryota; Fungi; Ascomycota; Pichiomycetes; Serinales; Debaryomycetaceae.
AUGGAUUUAAUCGACAAUUUACAACCUCGUGGUGGUAAUGAAGCUGUAUCGGUUAAUAAACCGGGCUUAAACACUGAUAUUCACUUGACUAACCAUGGUUCCAGUUGGUUAUGGGCAGCCUUUUCAAUUUUUGCAACUUUGGCCGUGGUUCAUGCGUUCGUCUUCAGUUUUACUAGUUCCAGAGCACACAGGCUUAAGAAGAUAUUAUUCAUUGUGCCCUUAUUUACUAACGCAAUAAUGGCGUACUGCUACUUUACGUAUGCUGCAAACUUGGGUUGGACUUCGACAAGUGUUGAAUUUAAUCAUGUUCUGACAAGUCGGGAUCUAGGUAUGAGACAAGUAUUUUAUGUCAAGUACAUCGGAUGGUUCUUGGCAUGGCCUUUUGUUUUGUUUGCCAUGGAAGUAGCUACUCAUACGUUGGAAUCUACCAAUCUUACAGAUGGUGGUGAAACUGUUACUGGAAUUCUCUCAUUGCUUUCGGGGUUGAUCGUCAAGACGUUCGCUACUGAGAUUUAUGUCUUGGGCUUAUUGAUUGGUAUCUUAAUCCCUUCGAGCUAUAGAUGGGGUUAUUUUACAUUUGCAGUAUCUGCUCAAUUGUUUGCGAUGUCUUUGGUAUUAGUUUCAAUGAUUUCUGCAACAAAAUCAGUUCAUACAAACAAAGUUGCAAUUAUGUUUAUUGCAUUCGAGUUGUUAGUAUGGCUUUUGUAUCCAAUAUGUUGGGGUCUCAGUGAAGGUGGUAAUCGUAUUCAGCCAGAUUCUGAAGCGGUAUUCUACGGUAUUCUUGAUUUGAUAACUUUUUCCUUUGUGCCUAUAAUAUUAACUUGGAUUAACGCAUCGGGAGUGGACGAAGAUUUCUUCCAUAAAGUAAUGCACUUGAAUUUACGUAGAAACUCCAGGCACGAAAAGCCAGUAGACGAAACACCAAGACACAGUGGUGAUACUGCAGUUCCACUUUCUAAUUCGGAUAGGCCUGAGGUCGAGAAUAAUGCAGGCCAAGAUCGUCCAAUGGAAGAGGAACGGGUUUGA